Messenger RNA from Lactuca saligna, 1208 nucleotides. The record is from the annotation of a GenBank genome assembly. NCBI's taxonomy places the organism in Eukaryota, Viridiplantae, Streptophyta, Magnoliopsida, Asterales, Asteraceae.
CCUCUCAGCCUGUUCAACCCAUACAGCAGCCUCUUAGCCCGCCUCUGUCGACUAUUGUCACCAAAAAAAAAGGUCAAAAAUAACAUCUAAUACUAAAAACCACCUCUUAUAAGUUCAUAGGGAAAUAAAUUACAAUAGUUUGCAGCAUCGUCUUCAAGAACUUCAUCGUCACCUCAUUGCGAUCAGACACUCUAUUGAGCAUCCAAGCACAUCAUCAGAAACGUCAAAAAGACACUUCCCUCUGCAUACAGUGACACAGACGUCGGAGCAAUAAUGGCGGCGGCGGUGGUAGUCACGUUGAAGACGUUGUUUAUCUUAUUAGCUUUGACGAUGACAGCUCUAGCUGUUUGGGCAAUCGGCACGCAUGGUCUCGCUGCUUGUGUUGACCUAACUUCAGGGUGGUUGGUAGUGACACUGAUAAACUUUUACAUAAAUCUUGGUGUUAUACUGGCUUGGAUAGUCUACAAGGAAUCAAGCUGGAUCAAGGCAGCUGUAUUGAUACCUGUUGUACUUUUUGCAGGAAGCCCUAUUACGAGUGCAUACGUGGCUCUACAGUUCUUUAAGUUGUCACCAGAAGAAUCAUCAAAGGAUCCAUUAUAUUUUGUGUUGGUGAGACAUCAAAAAAAGGAUGACAUGGGAUACAAGAGGGGACAUUCUGUUUUAAUUGCAAAAAUAAUUAUUUCUUCACUAGGCUGCUUGAUGCUGGGAACUUUUAUUUAUGUGCUUAUUGUUGAUAGAUCUCCAUUCAAUGCCAGUGUAUUAUCAAGGUGCAUGAUGGCAACAACAACCGAUGUCUAUUUCUGUAUUGUCACUAUAGCAGUGUGGAUUGCAUAUAAGGAAUCAAGUUGGAUAAGUGCUUUCUUUUGGAUACUUUCACUUCUAUGUUUUGGAGGCAUUGCUACAUGUGUAUACAUAUUGCGGGAGUUUUUUUACCUUUCACCUCAGCAACCACUUUCCGCCAUACUUUUUACUAACAAAGACUUGUUGUCAAGUGAUCCACUGUUGAUGGCGCAUACCAAUGUAUAAUCAGGGUCUGCAGCAGUUUGUUUUUUUUUUUCAAGUGUAUGUUUUUAUGAUUUCAAGAAAGAUGAAAUUAAUUUCCUGAACAUGAUGAUGUUUGAAUUAAUAAGUUCAUUAAAUAACUUUAUUCACCUUUGAUCGGGUUAAUUGCAUCCUGGCGUUGAGCAAAUUGAAGCGGACAAUAUUAG